Messenger RNA from Rattus norvegicus (Norway rat), 3414 nucleotides. The record is from RefSeq and is a predicted model, not a curated record. NCBI's taxonomy places the organism in Eukaryota, Metazoa, Chordata, Mammalia, Rodentia, Muridae.
CUUUGAGACAAAGAGACAGUUCACUCCCAGAGAUGCUCUAGUGUCUGGUGCUAGAAGAGUGAAUUAAUGCUUCCCUGCUGCCCCUCCCACAGAAUCCAGCUCUCAUGGGAUUCGGUUCCAAGGAACUCAGAAUCCUCAUGCUCCAGGCUGGUAGGAACUGGAGUCACAGGAUACACCAUCAUGCCCAGUGCCAUGGUUUUCUUUGUUUGCUGCUUUUGAUUUCUCUAAGCACAAGAGAAAGUGUUCUCUUCCUGGAUCCCUGAAGAUGACUGGCAACAAGUGAGUGUUACACUUUGUCUGUGGCUUCUGGAUCGGCAUUUGUCACCUCUGCCUACCUCCAUGGCUGAUGAAGGAAGGAGUUGGGUCUUAUGUGACUUGAGCUUCAUUGACACAUCUUGGUGUCAGAGGAUCCUGAAAUGUCCUCCAAGAGAAGAAGGGGGGCAGAGCAUAAAACAGUAACUGAGCCAUGGAGAUUGAAUGAGACAGUGUGGCCUGCUGCAUGUGAUGGUGAAAAUCCCGUGGGGAAGCUUCUAACCUCAGACGGCCUGGGAAGGCCCCGGGAGUGAUCUUUACACCGACACCUAAAUCAAGAGAAAGUAGACUCGUGAAGGGCUUGAGGAAGAGUCUAUCUGGACAAGAGACAGCAAAGCAAGGCGCCUUGCCAGCCGAAGGACUUAGCCUGGGAGGUUGAAGGAUCCGGACCUUCCUCCAAACAUGGUUCCCUAAGCAGAAGAUACCCCUCAGUGUCUGCCUGCCCCAUCUAAAGUCCCCAGCUACAGCGAUAAUCAAACUCUAGCGGAGGAGGAUGCUGCUUUAGGAUGGGAAGGGAAACGGGUUGGAGUGAAACUGAAAGGAAGGCUCCCUUCCUGUCCCUGGGAAAGCCGGCAGAUCGGCUAAGAGGGCCGACAACAGCCCAGAAGAAGGGAGAUUUUUGGAAAGCUGAAUGAGAAGGGACCCUGUGACCCACAGACUUUCAUUUCUCCUAAAUACUGGGUGACGUAGGCAGCCACAGGACCAGUGAAAAGGGGAAGCCCAGAGUUUCUUAAGCUGAAAAGGGGACAGAGACUAAGCUGGGAGGGAGAGCCAGAGGGGACUCAGGGAGGAAGAGAAGCAGUCAGGCAAAGAGUGCUGUGUGGAGGAGGUGGCAGGGCCAGGGGAGACACUGAGGCCCAGGUGAUAAGAGAAGGGGACAACGGUUGAGAAAGGGCAACCAAAGGGGGAGACUAGCAGGAAGGGGGGAGGGGAUAGAGAAGUGGAGCAAGCAGGAUGGUUGGGUGGCGUUGGGAGGGUAGACUAGGCCAGAGUGGAGGAAGGAGAGAAGACGACUAGGUAGAAAGCACGGGGUAGAUGAACAAGAACUGGGAGUGGAAGGAGAGGGUGAAGAAUUAAGGUGGAGAUAGAAACUAGGUUGCAAGGAGAGGAACCUGAGGGAAAAAGAGGAGACAGGGUUGAGAAAAGAGGGCAAUCGGGGUUAAGAGAGAAGAGGGGAGGACAAAGGAAAGAGUCUGGGUCACGGAGACAGGAAGCCCACGAUGUCCGCACUUCGCGCCGAACAGCAGCCAAGCAGAUCCGGAGAGAGGCAACCACUGGUGGCUCAAGGCCGGUGGGGGCCCCGACGGUGGAGGCGGACAGCAGCUGCUGCGGUGCUGCUAGUGGAGAUGCUGGAACGCGCUGCCUUCUUUGGCGUCACCUCCAACCUCGUGCUCUACCUCAACAGCUUGAACUUCAACUGGGAUGGUGAGCACGCGUCGCGGGCCACACUCCUCUUCUUAGGCGCCUCCUACCUGCUGGCUCCGGUGGGAGGCUGGCUGGCCGACGUGUACCUGGGCCGUUUCCUUGCUAUUUCGCUCAGCCUGCUGCUCUACCUGGCUGCCACUGGCUUGUUGCUCACCACCAUCACCGACGAUGGCCGCAGAUCCUUCUGUGGAGAGAUGCCCGAGUUGCCACUGAAACCUGCCUGUCCAUCCGCAAACUGCCAAGGCUCCUGGUCCAGCCCCUACUGCGCGACCACCCUCUACUUAGUGUUGCUUCUCUUGGCGCUGGCUGCCAGCUCCGUCAGGAGCAACCUCACCUCGUUCGGGGCCGACCAGGUGAUGGAUCUCGGCCGUGAUGCCACCCGCCGCUUCUUCAACUGGUUCUAUUGGAGCAUCAAUCUGGGUGCCAUUCUGUCCCUGCUGGUGGUGGCCUUCAUCGAACAGAACAUCAGCUUCCUACAGGGCUACAGCAUCAUCGUGGGCCUCGUGGGCCUGGCAUUCUUCAUUUUUCUCAUCGCCACACCCGUCUUCAUCACCAAGCCCCCAACAGGCAGCCAAGUGUCAUCUAUGCUGAACCUUGCAUUCCAAAACUGCUGUCCCGGGUGGCAGUGGUGGCGGAGGCCCUCUUCCAGGAACUCUGAAGGUGCUCACCUGUUGCCUGACCAGAGGUCUAACCAGCCUGGACCUUCUCCACAAGAAGAUAUGGCCAACUUCCAGGUGCUGUUGAAGGUCCUGCCUGUGAUGGUGACCCUUGUGCCUUACUGGAUGGUGUAUUUCCAGAUGCAGUCCACCUAUGUCCUACAAGGUCUCCACCUCCAUAUCCCCAACAUCUUCCGCACCAACCCUAACAUCUCUUUGCCACUGAGAUCGGAUAGCAGUAACUACAGGAUCCCAGAAGCCUGGCUCCUGCUGGCCAAUGUUGCAGUGAUACUGAUUCUGGUCCCUGUCAAGGACCACUUGAUUGAUCCUCUGCUGCUGCGGUGUAAGCUGCUGCCCUCGGCUCUGCAGAAGAUGGCGCUGGGCAUGUUCUUUGGGUUCACUUCCAUCAUCGUGGCAGGAGUCCUGGAAAAAGAGCGCUUGCAGUACAUUGCUGCCAACCAGACAGUGCCUCAGCUGAUUGGGAAGGACUUAUACUAUGCGGCACCACUGUCCAUCUGGUGGCAAAUCCCCCAAUACCUGCUCAUCGGGAUCAGUGAGAUUUUUGCCAGCAUCCCAGGUCUGGAGUUCGCUUACUCGGAAGCCCCACGCUCCAUGCAGGGCGCAAUCAUGGGCAUCUUCUUCUGCCUUUCGGGGGUAGGUUCACUGCUAGGCUCUGGCUUGGUGGCCCUACUGUCCCUUCCUGGAGGCUGGAUGUACUGCCCCAAGGACUUCGGGAACAUCAACAACUGUCGUAUGGACCUUUACUUCUUCCUGCUAGCCGGCAUUCAGGCUGUCACAGCUGUCCUGUUUCUCUGGAUUGCUGGUCGUUAUGAGAGGACUCGUCAGGACCCAGACUCCCAGAACUCAACCAGCAGAGUCAGGGGCUGAAAUGGUCUCCACCCACCCUGAUAGAGAGUGUCACAGCAGUACCAGCCAUGCCCAUUCUUUUAUCAUUUAUUCUGUACCCAACAUUAGAAUGAAGUGGUUCCCAUAAAUAAGGGGCAUGCGCCCUCCCUCUUGA